UCCUGAAGCCUCCUCAGCCCUCAAAGACCGACCAACAGACAGACAGACAGCUGGCAAGAGGCAGCCUGGGGGGACACAGCUGCUUCAGUGAACCUCAUGGCUGAGUGAGGCCCAGCACACCCUCCCCCCCAGCAUGGUCCAGGACCGUGGGGGGUGCUCCCGAGCACAGCUGCCGACCUGGUCUUCGGAGGCAGCCAUGACCCAGCCUCCACCCACCAAGGCACCGGUCAAGAAGCAUGUGAGGCUUCAGGAGAGGCGGGGCUCCAAUGUUGCUCUGAUGCUGGAUGUGCGGUCCCUGGGGGCUGUGGAACCCAUCUGCUCAGUGAACACACCCCGGGAGGUCACCCUACACUUUCUGCGCACAGCUGGACACCCCCUCACCCGCUGGGCCCUGCAGCACCAGCCACCCAGCCCCAAGCAGCUGGAAGAGGAAUUCUUGAAGAUCCCCUCAAACUUUGUCAACCCUGAAGAACUGGAUAUUCCUGGCCACGCCUCCAAGGACCGAUAUAAGACCAUCUUGCCAAAUCCCCAGAGCCGGGUCUGUCUAGGCCGGGCACAGAGCCAAGAAGACGGAGACUACAUCAACGCCAACUACAUCCGAGGCUAUGAUGGGCAGGAGAAGGUCUACAUCGCAACCCAGGGCCCCAUGCCCAACACCGUGUCAGACUUCUGGGAGAUGGUGUGGCAGGAAGAAGUGUCACUCAUCGUUAUGCUCACUCAGCUCCGCGAGGGCAAGGAGAAAUGUGUCCACUACUGGCCCACAGAAGAGGAAACCUAUGGUCCCUUCCGGCUCCGCAUCCAAGACACGAAAGAGUGUCCAGAGUACACUGUGCGACAGCUCACCAUCCAGCACCAGGAGGAGUGUCGGGGAGUGAAGCACAUCCUCUUCUCUGCCUGGCCUGACCACCAGACCCCAGAGUCGGCUGGGCCCCUGCUGCGCCUGGUGGCCGAGGUGGAAGAGAGCCCAGAGACAGCUGCCAACACUGGGCCCAUCGUGGUCCACUGCAGUGCAGGGAUUGGCCGGACUGGCUGCUUCAUCGCCACCCGAAUUGGCUGUCAGCAACUGAAGACCCGCGGGGAAGUGGACAUUCUGGGCAUCGUGUGCCAGCUGCGGCUGGACAGGGGUGGAAUGAUCCAGACCACGGAGCAGUACCAGUUCCUACAUCACACGCUGGCCCUGUAUGCGGCCCAGCUCCCUGAUGAGCCCUGCCCCUGAGCCCUGGAGCCCUCCACCAGCCCCGGAGCCAAAGUCCCCCAGGCCUGGGAAGGGGGGUCGGGCAGAGUGGGCCUCUGGAUCUGAGGGACCCCUUGGAUGGGCCCAGGGAAGAGGUGUCUCCUCCGGGGGUACACACAGUCACUGGGAGCUGCAUCAGCAAGGACUGGGACUGGACUCCAGGUCUUUAAGAUGGGCCGCUCUUCUGCUUCCUCAACUAGCCGCAGACGGACACUUGGGGGACCUCCCAUGUCUCUCUGACUUGCGAGCCAGGAGCCGGCACUGACCACAGAGCUGAGGAAGGAGCCCAGGAGUCCUGGUCUUGUCUAAAGUGCUCUGUGAGCUUCAUCUCUCGGUCUAGGACACAGACAUUAGGUGUUUUGCUCGCAUAGUUAAAAGCAAUCACAGAAGUUCCUAGAAGCCGCUCCACCUAGAUCCCCUUCCUGGGGCUGGCAAGACAGUGAUUCCCCAGCUCUUCCGCCUGGGGCCUCCCCAAGAAUAGGCCAGAUGCCAGAGCUGGGAAAAGUCUGGUCCUGACCAUAGCCAAGAUCUCGACAUCCCACCAGUGACUGCUUCUUCACCCAACAUCCGUGAGGUGGGCCGGACACCCCGCCCAAGAGAACAAGCCCCAGACGACCCCUGUGCCCACACUUGAGUUCCGGGUUCAGGCUACACAGGUGACCAGGCCAGGCAGUUGAAACCUCUGGAAGAGGGAAAGUGUGGGGACCCCUCAGAGGUCCAGAGGGCUACCCCUGCCAGCCACUCACUCCAGCUACUCCCUAGGGAGGCCCAUCAUCCUCUGUCUUUCUUCCAUGGCCUCGGAAGAUCCCUGGUAGCAGGAGGUACAAAAGAAGAAGGAGUGACAAAGAAACAAAGAGCUUGGCCUGACUUUAGAAAACCAGCCCCCCCGCAAUCCACCCCUUGCAUUUGCAGAAUGCACCUGGAGAGCCUGGCUGAGUCCACGAAUGAUGAGGGUGAACACAUUCCAUGCAGACCUGGGGGCUCAGACGAAAUUGGGGUCCCCAUGGUCUAUUCCAGAGAAUGAACUCCCUUCAGCAUCUCCGU
Messenger RNA from Neogale vison (American mink), 2278 nucleotides. It is a transcript of the gene PTPN7, whose product is annotated as protein tyrosine phosphatase non-receptor type 7. Bases 134 to 1216 code for a protein of 360 amino acids. The transcript has 10 exons. Gene Ontology annotation, biological process: protein dephosphorylation. NCBI's taxonomy places the organism in Eukaryota, Metazoa, Chordata, Mammalia, Carnivora, Mustelidae. Gene Ontology annotation, molecular function: protein tyrosine phosphatase activity. The record is from RefSeq and is a predicted model, not a curated record.